GCCGCACUUUGUUCUGACUCGACCGCCCAGCUCAACCAGCACAACCAGCCAAUACUCGAACACAAAUUGCAUCUGGUUUCACCAACAAUCUCUGCUCUUGCAAUCUACCCUCCCGCCUCCAUCUCACUAAAGAAUGCCUGCUAGCGGCUACCAGACCCCUUCGCUCCGCGACGCCGUGGAGGCGCUCGACGACCGCCGCGUCAAGCGUAUCCGCCCCCUCAUCCCGCCCCAGAUCCUGCUCGAGGAGCUCCCACUCACGCUCCGUGGCGCCCAGACUGUGAUGGACGGUCGCCAGCAGGUCGAGGCAGUGGUCAAGGGCGAGGAUGACCGUCUCCUCGUAGUUGUUGGCCCAUGCUCUGUGCACGACCCCGAGCAGGCGCUCGUCUACGCCAAGAAGCUCAAGGCGUACGCCGAGGAGGCGCAGGAGGACCUCAUGAUCGUCAUGCGUGUCUACUUCGAGAAGCCCCGUACCACCGUCGGGUGGAAGGGUCUCAUCAACGACCCAGACAUGAACGGCACCUUCCAGAUCAACCGCGGCCUCAGGAUGGCCCGCAAGCUCAUCCUCGACCUUACCGAGAUGGGCCUCCCGACUGCGGGCGAGUUCCUUGACGUCAUCUCGCCCCAGUACCUCGCCGACGUGACCUCGUGGGGCGCCAUCGGCGCGCGUACCACCGAGUCGCAGGUGCACCGCGAGCUUACCUCGGCGCUGUCCAUGCCGGUCGGCUUCAAGAACGGCACCGACGGAAGCAUUGACAUCGCCGUCGACGCUAUUAAGUCGGCUAUGUCGUCGCACACCUUCCUCUCCGUUACGAAGCAGGGUCUGAUUGCCAUCGUCGAGACAGAGGGCAACGACACGACGCACGUCAUCCUCCGCGGCUCGACCAAGGGCCCCAAUUACGCCGCCGAGUUCGUCGAGGAGGCCGGGAACAAGCUCAAGAAGGCCGGCCUCAACCCCCGCCUCAUGGUCGACUGCUCGCACGGAAACUCGAACAAGCAGCACCAGAGGCAGAUCGACGUCGGCCGCGACAUUGCCCAGCAGCUCGCGAGCGGCGGCUCCACCGCCUCGAUGAUCCUGGGCGUCAUGAUCGAGUCCAACAUCAACGAGGGCAACCAGAAGAUGCCCCCUGAGGGUCCCCAGGCCCUCAAGUACGGCGUCUCUAUUACCGACGCCUGCAUCUCCUUGGAGCAGACUCUUCCUCUCCUCGACGAGCUCCGUGCUGGUGUCCGCGCCCGCCGUGCUGCCGUCAAGGCCAAGCAUGCGCAGCAGUAAGAGGUCCGGCAUCAGGUGGUUCUCGUCGGUGUAGUCUCUAUCUUGUAGUAAAAGCGGAUUCGUAGCGACCUAUGCAGCUGCACCGCCCGUCUCUUCCUCUCUCUUCCCUGUUCCUUCCUACUCAUUGGAUUAAUUGGACUUCCAUGCAUGUAAUGUUUGAG
Molecule: messenger RNA, 1431 nt
Organism: Cutaneotrichosporon oleaginosum
Lineage: Eukaryota; Fungi; Basidiomycota; Tremellomycetes; Trichosporonales; Trichosporonaceae
Biological process (GO): aromatic amino acid biosynthetic process
Cellular component (GO): cytoplasm
Molecular function (GO): 3-deoxy-7-phosphoheptulonate synthase activity
Source: RefSeq, a predicted model, not a curated record